Diachasma alloeum is the source of this 1470-nucleotide messenger RNA. Its product is annotated as testis-specific serine/threonine-protein kinase 2-like. The record is from RefSeq and is a predicted model, not a curated record. Gene Ontology annotation, cellular component: cytoplasm. The transcript is spliced from 5 exons. Gene Ontology annotation, molecular function: protein serine/threonine kinase activity; ATP binding; tau-protein kinase activity. Bases 1 to 1140 code for a protein of 379 amino acids. NCBI's taxonomy places the organism in Eukaryota, Metazoa, Arthropoda, Insecta, Hymenoptera, Braconidae. Gene Ontology annotation, biological process: protein phosphorylation; intracellular signal transduction; microtubule cytoskeleton organization.
AUGUCGCAGCUCGAACUAAAUCAAACUCCAUCUGAAGAACUGACAUUGCGAGCACGUGGAUAUAAGAUACUACGGAAAUUGGGAGAGGGUUCUUUCGCCAAGGUGUUCCUAGCUGAAUACACUCCAAGUAAUGAACCCGAGCAGAGUAACCCCCUGGCUUGUAAAAUCGUGGACACGUCGAAGGCACCCAAGGAUUUUGUUAAAAAAUUUCUUCCCCGAGAGUUGGAUAUUUUAGCGAAAUUGAACCAUCCCCACGUGGUCCAUGUACACAGCAUUUUUCAAAGACGAUGUAGGUACUUCAUCUUCAUGAGGUUCGCUGAGAACGGCGAUCUUCUUGAUUUCACGUUGAAGAAUGGAGCUGUGGAUGAAGGUCAAGCACGAGUUUGGUUUAGGCAAUUGUCUUUAGGCCUGCAGUACCUCCACGAAAUGGAAAUAGUCCACCGCGACAUAAAAUGUGAGAAUGUUCUCCUGACAGCCAAUAAUAACGUGAAAUUAACGGAUUUUGGUUUCGCACGUUAUAUAAUCGACUCAAGAGGUAAAAGAGUCCUGAGCGAUACAUUCUGCGGUUCCCUGAUGUACGCUGCGCCGGAAAUUCUGCGAGGAGCUCCAUACAAUCCAAAAGCGGCAGAUAUGUGGUCCCUCGGGGUCAUCCUCUACAUAAUUCUCAAUAAAGCCAUGCCAUUCGAUGAGCCGAAUCUUAAAAAAUUAUACGAAAUUCAGACCAAUCGCAGGUGGAAGUUCCGGAAGAAAGUGGCUGACAGUCUCAGUGAGCAAGUGAAAAAGUUGGUGACAAAUCUUUUGGAGCCAGAAGUUACGAAACGUUGGACUGCGGAUCAGAUUAUUCACGACAGCUGGAUUGCCAUGGAUCCGAGAUUAGUCGUCAUGACACCUGCGGAACAAGCAGCUCUCAAUAAUGCUAUUGAGGAUCGAAAGAAGAAUGAAGAGAAAUUCAGAAGGCAAUCGUUGCAUAGAGACGAUCAGUAUCCACAAAAAAAAGAGUCGAUAGGUGAAGGCUCGAAGGUUGAAGAAGUCACCGUGCUCAGGGAUUCUAGAAAAAAAACUCUGAGUGCUUCCGCUAUCGAUAAUAGAAGUCUUCCGCGAACUUCCGACAUGAAUCACCUGGGGAGUAUAAUCGGAUAGUUGUAAUGAUUUAAUAGUAUAAGAUUUUGGAAAGAGAACAUAUGAAAAAAUGAGAGGGAAUUAUGAAAGAAUGCCAUGAAGACUGGGAUUUUAUGAAGAGAUAUUCUGGGGCUCUGGACAAUGCUAUUGAGGAUCGAAAGAAGAAUGAAGAGAAAUUCAGAAGACAAUCGGUGGAUUAUAAACUCUCGUAUUUAUUCAUUCGGAAUGCACAUUAUAUUACAUUUUGAAUUAAUACUUUCAAUCGCUCAUACUUGUAUAGAGAUGGUAGGUGAAGGCUUGAAGGUUGAAGACGUCACCACGCUCAGAGACUCUGGAAAAAAGUAAUAUUUA